CCGGGAUUUAAAGGGCCCGCUCGCCGCGCUGUCCUGGGAGCCGCAGCUGGUCCCGGCCUUGCGGCCUGCGGGGGAGGCUGCCCGGAGGAGGAGGCGGCAGUGGCGGCGGCGGUACGUCCCCGGCCCCCGGGACCGCGGCUUCCUUCCUGCCAGGUCUGUCCAUCUGUCCAUCCAUCUGUGGGGGGCUGCAAUGGCCACCUUCAGCCGCCAGGAAUUUUUCCAGCAGCUGCUGCAGGGAUGUCUCCUGCCUACUGCCCAGCAGGGCCUUGACCAGAUCUGGCUGCUCCUUGCCAUCUGCCUUGCCUGCCGCCUCCUCUGGAGGCUCGGGUUGCCAUCCUACCUGAAGCACGCAAGCACCGUUGCAGGCGGGUUCUUCAGCCUUUACCACUUCUUCCAGCUGCACAUGGUUUGGGUCGUGCUGCUCAGCCUCCUGUGCUACCUCGUGCUGUUCCUCUGCCGACAUUCCUCUCAUCGAGGCGUCUUCCUCUCCGUCACCAUCCUCAUCUACCUGCUUAUGGGUGAGAUGCACAUGGUGGACACCGUGACAUGGCACAAGAUGCGAGGGGCCCAGAUGAUCGUGGCCAUGAAGGCGGUGUCUCUGGGCUUCGACCUGGACCGGGGUGAGGUGGGUGCGGUGCCCUCGCCUGUGGAGUUCAUGGGCUACCUCUACUUCGUGGGCACCAUCGUCUUUGGGCCCUGGAUAUCCUUCCACAGCUACCUACAGACUGUCCAAGGCCGCCCGCUGAGCCGCCGGUGGCUGCAGAAGGUGGCCCGGAGCCUGGCGCUCGCCCUGCUGUGCCUUGUGCUGUCCACCUGUGUGGGUCCUUAUCUCUUCCCAUACUUCAUCCCCCUUGAUGGUGACCGCCUCCUUCGCAACAAGAAACGCAAAGCCAGGGGCACCAUGGUAAGGUGGUUGCGAGCCUAUGAGAGUGCUGUCUCCUUCCACUUCAGCAACUAUUUUGUGGGCUUCCUGUCCGAGGCCACGGCCACAUUGGCGGGGGCCGGCUUCACCGAGGAGAAGGAUCACUUGGAAUGGGACCUGACGGUGUCUAAGCCACUGUACGUGGAGCUUCCUCGGUCCAUGGUGGAAGUUGUCACAAGCUGGAACCUGCCCAUGUCUUAUUGGCUAAAUAACUAUGUUUUCAAGAAUGCUCUCCGCCUGGGGACCUUCUCAGCUGUGCUGGUCACCUAUGCAGCCAGUGCUCUCCUGCAUGGCUUCAGCUUCCACCUGGCUGCAGUGCUGCUGUCCCUGGCAUUUAUCACGUAUGUGGAGCACGUCCUCCGGAAGCGCCUGGCUCGGAUCCUCAGUGCCUGCGUCUUGUCGAAACGGUGCCCACCAGACUGUUCACACCAGCAUCGCUUGGGCCUGAGGGUGCGAGCCUUAAACCUGCUCUUUGGAGCCCUGGCCGUCUUCCACCUGGCUUACCUGGGCUCCCUGUUCGAUGUCGACGUGGAUGAUACCACAGAGGAGCAGGGCUAUGGCAUGGCAUACACUGUCCACAAGUGGUCAGAGCUCAGCUGGGCCAGUCACUGGAUCACUUUUGGAUGCUGGAUCUUCUACCGUCUCAUAGGCUGAGGCACAUCUGUGGACCCUCACAGCUCCCUCAAGACCCCUCCUCAGGGUGCCGGCUCUGAUGGAGGAUGAGGGAAGGCCCUCUAAUUCUUGACCCCUCUCCAUCCUUGCUCCAACACCCCAACACACACACACACACACACACACACACACACACACCAUUUUCCAUGCCUGUCAAUCCCCACCCCACCACAAGGCAGGAAGGAAUGGUCCCUGCUGGGGCCUAGGGGUGGUGGAUGCUUGGGGGAAGCAGAAAGGGGGAGAUCCAGGGCCUCCCUGCCUUCUUUCUCCCUUUUUAUAUACAGUUUAUUAUUGCCAAAUAAAAGUAGGAAAUAUACAAAAGGCU
This is a messenger RNA of Rhinolophus ferrumequinum (greater horseshoe bat), 1919 nucleotides long. RefSeq names its product porcupine O-acyltransferase (gene PORCN). Lineage: Eukaryota; Metazoa; Chordata; Mammalia; Chiroptera; Rhinolophidae. The record is from RefSeq and is a predicted model, not a curated record. Bases 191 to 1576 code for a protein of 461 amino acids. Gene Ontology annotation, biological process: protein palmitoylation; Wnt protein secretion; lipid modification. The transcript is spliced from 15 exons. Gene Ontology annotation, molecular function: palmitoleoyltransferase activity; Wnt-protein binding. Gene Ontology annotation, cellular component: endoplasmic reticulum; membrane.